Chinchilla lanigera (long-tailed chinchilla) is the source of this 1748-nucleotide messenger RNA. It is a transcript of the gene Pom121l12, whose product is annotated as POM121 transmembrane nucleoporin-like 12. The transcript has a single exon. Lineage: Eukaryota; Metazoa; Chordata; Mammalia; Rodentia; Chinchillidae. The coding region runs from base 670 to 1287 and encodes 205 amino acids. The record is from RefSeq and is a predicted model, not a curated record.
AACCUAAACGGUAAAUAAAUGAAUCCAAUAAGGAGAGAUGAUAGGAAACUAGAAGGCAGACACUUGGGGAUGGGGAAGGAGGCCAGGGAGAGUGGGGAAAAGGAGAGAGGAGGGUAAAGAGAUAGAAAAUAAUCAAGAUAUGUUACACGUGCGAACAGUUCCCCAAACCCCGCAUUACUAUUCUGUACUAAAAACAUGAACUAAUUUUAAAAAGGAAGAUAUAAGAGUCAACUUCACUGAACACAGUAAAUCAGUUCUUUGUUUUUCCUUAAAAGAAAACCCAAGCACAUUAUGUUCAUCUUUCCAUUGAGGAAGGAGCACACCCUCCUGUCAACAGCCGUCUGCAGAAAUUCUCGCGUGUCCUCCACUGCGAUGCCAGGUGCGACGCUAGAGCUCUGGCGAGGUCCUUCCCGCCCGAGCUAAGUGUCUGCCUGGCUCCGGACAAGGCAGAGGCUGGGACUUCCCGCUCUCUGCCGGAGGCACGGGGCAGCACGGUGACGUCCUCGUGUCCCGGGGAGCGGGCAUGGCCAGAGCAGGACGCCGCUUCCUGAGGGCCGGCGCCUCGAGCUCCGCCUGCGUUCCAAGCCAACGGUCACGGGGCGCGCGAACCCUGUGCGCCUGCUCUGCUUGUGCGCCUGGCCGCCUCCGCAUCCCCGCAGCCCCGCCCUCAUGGGCCUGUACCUGAGCAGGUACCUGAGCGGGGACGUGGGCAAGCCCAAGGCCGAGCUGCCGCCCCCUGCCCAGCAGUGUGGGCACUGGAGGCCCAGGCCCAAGCGCCCUGCUUUCCGCACGCUGCAGCCAGCCUGGGCCGAGGCCGGCGCCCAGAGGGCCUUGGCUACCCUGGCCAAGAGCCCCGCUCCCUGCAGGCUGCCCUCCGGGCUGCUCCUCAGGCCGGAGCUUUCCUAUGCUCGCCUCAACUACGUGAAGCGCAGACUGUGCGCAGCCAGGGACCCGGCGCUGCAGGGCCUGGUGCGAGUCCAGGUCAACGGCCCUGUGCGCCCCGGGAGCCUGUACAAAUGCCCGCCGCCCGAGGAGCGCCCAGACCCCUGUGCCAAGGAGACGGUGCUGCAGGCCCUUGCCCAGUGCACGAAAGGAAAGAGGAAGUUUGAUGGGCCGCUCUGGUUCGAGGUCCCAGAGCCCAAGACAAGGAGGCCGGACCCAGAGCCCAGGGCAUCCGCCUUCCAGCCGGUGACCACAAGUGGAGCGACCCGGACCUUCGUCCCCAGGCCCGGGCUCUUGGGCAGAAGCUGCGCCGAGAGGAAUCCAGCUCUGGAAGGAGGAAGAUGAACAUGGGCCCACCAUCCAGCCUUCCCUAGCUUUCCACGUGCUUGCUAACCGGGACACUGUGGCACAGCCUCCGCCGGGGGCUCCGGCCUUCCCUUCCCAGGAGGGCCCAGUGGUCCCUGAGCACAGCCUGCUGCAGCCUCGCGCCUAAGGUGUGAGCCCAGCCAGCACCCAGCCCACCCCUAGACUCAAAGCCACUGCCCUCUCAUCUGCUUGACCCUUCCCCACCCCGCAGGAGACGGUCACCAGGUCACUUCCUGUGACGGGUCUGCCACCCUCAGAGUAGCUCUGCUGAUCCUGUGAAGCCCACGAUGAAGAGACUGUUGACUUCAACAGUGACUUUACUGCUGCCUUUCUUGUAUGCUUUCAUGUACUUCUAUCAAUGCUUUAGAAAAAAACUCUAUUUCUGUACUAAUGAUAAUAACAGAUCUUUCUAGUCCUCAUUUUGAUUGCUCUCCACAGAU